UAUGGCCCACCAGCCGGCCAACAGCAGCAAGGGUGUGCCGCGGCCCGCGGUGGUCAGCUCUACGGGCCAGUCCGGCCACGCCCACCCCAGCCACACGACGUCCCGGGGCAAGUCCCUCAGCAAGCGCAGCAAGCACCCGCCGGCCGUGGAGUUCUCCAACAAACACCAGACCAAUAAGAUGGUGAAGGAGCUGUGUCACGUGAUCUCGUGCUACCGCCACCUGACGGUGGGCCUGGGCUCGUCGGGUGACGGCUGGCAGCUGCGCUCCGACCUCACCUGCCUGCGGCUGCUCAUCAGUCACCUGAUCAAGGUCAUCAGGGUCACGCUCGAGGCGCACACGCGCAAAUGGAUGUUGUACAAAGAAGGGGACAGGAGGGAGCUGAUUCGCAUCAGCAACAUCUACUACAGCUGCGUCACCACUUUCAUCCAGGACAUGCGGAGGUCGCUGGAGCUGCACGCGAUCUUUGUCAUCAGCGACGCGCCGCCAGUGGGCUUCAUCAACACGGGCGUCAGUGGAUACCACAGCUUCAUGCUGUCCGAACGAGAGUUCGGAGAGCAGGACGGCAGCCAUACCUCCGUCACUGCCCAAAUAGAGCGGAUGGUGAAGGACAUGGACGCCAUCGCCGAUGAGAUCAAGAACCUGCCGUGGUACACGCUGACUUGGGCGCCAGCUCCGGCCAACAGCGACAGUCGACACGAAACCGUCUCCAUUGAGGAGGACCAGGCGCUGCUGCUCCCCGGCGCCUUCACUUCGCCUUGGUUCCUCGUCAUGCUGAUCGCCACCAUCGUGAUGGUGGUGGCCGCCGUGCUGACGUAUACGCUCGUGCUGUUCCUGCAAUGAGCCGGGGCCUGCCGGCGGCGUGCGACCGCGGUCCGCCGCCGCCACCAUCUCAACGCUUUUCCAGAUACUUGUUGCUCACCGUCUGAAUGAGCUUAAGGACGAGUGCGGCUUUGUUGGAUGUAGCUGCGGUCCGUAUUUGCUGGGGAUUGCGACGCGUGGAACGCCUCUGGCUGCUGGUAAAUGUGGGGCAAGUGUCUCUUGAAUAUCUGUUGUCCGUGGUUCAGAUUCCACUCAUGUGCGCUGUCUAUGAAAUGCUGCACAAGAUGAUGAGAUGUAAGGGCUUCACUCAUGGCGACGGAUGCUGUUCAACUAAUGGACACUCGAGAUUCCGUCCACAUACAUAAGCUAGUCAAGGGGGUCAGUCAGUCGACCAAAUUAUGAUAUACUGGCAUCAGUGACCAGAUACAUUGAGCAAGUGAUCUACCAGCAUCGUACUUGCUAUUCCAUGUUUCGAUUAUAGCUCGUUUUACUUCAUUAUGGUGUAAGCUUAAUCAAAACGCUUAGAUGCGCUUCCCCCAGUGCUCGUGUUUUUUUCUGAAAAUUCCACAAUCGACUACUUUGUGUGUGGAAAGAGAAGUCAACACCUAUGGUGUUUUUCUGACUCCCCAUAAGUACCAAUCCGACAUUUAAAAAACGAAGCUCAUGCUAAGAAGUUUAUGGUAAAGAGACCUAGCCACGGUAAGUAUUCUGUGAAAUAUUUGCCUUUCAUCUUAGUACUUGUCAACGAAUUCAGCUGGCUGAAAGAGCUCGGUGUACGUCUAUCAAAAUGGAAUGCUUAUUUUGUUAAUAAAGCGUACGACGUCAACGGAACAAGCAGCAAUUGAAUAUAUCCCUACCCUCGAUAUAUGUAACCGCGGCACAAUUACAACUGAACUUUGCAACUUUGAUUCCGAGCUUCACAAGUAUAAGCGACACGUUGUGCGAAGCGCCAUGCUGGGCCCGGUUUCAUGAACCUAACGUACGAGCCUAUACUCUCGAUCUCCGUCGUGCGAACUCAUUUUAUUUUUCAAUUACAGAUACUUACUUACAAAUCUUAAGAUCAAGUGAAAUCGGCCCGCACACUUCGAGGCAUAUACGGCGAAAGUUAUAAAACACAGUUUUGUAGUUCCGCUUCAUGACACUAGGUACUCGUUAGCUGUCACUUUCACUUGAGCCUUUUCAGCGUGCAAUGCAAAUAUAUUGUGCGUAAGACCAGCGGUGUCCUCUAAAUACAACGACCCACGAUGGAGUGAUGCGGUUGCUGUCGAAGUGCGCCUGACUCAGGAUUUUUCUGCCACUGGCCCACCUGAACGCAUGUCGUAGUGGGAGACAUAUGGCAGACAAACACGACUGGAGUCAUUCGUUAGCGCAAGUCUACGGAAUGCGCGUCCGCUGAUGUAAGGCAGUGCAAAAGUUUCA
This is a messenger RNA of Pollicipes pollicipes, 2239 nucleotides long. RefSeq lists its product as uncharacterized. The transcript has 7 exons. The record is from RefSeq and is a predicted model, not a curated record. The coding region runs from base 2 to 841 and encodes 279 amino acids. NCBI's taxonomy places the organism in Eukaryota, Metazoa, Arthropoda, Thecostraca, Pollicipedomorpha, Pollicipedidae.